CGCUCGCUGUGGUGCGCGCGGCGGCGGCAGAGGCGGCGGCGGCGGUGGCGGCGGUGGCGGCGCGUGGCAGGUCUGGCGGGCGCGCGGCGGUGGCGGCCCGAGCCCGGCCCAGCCUCGUCCCGCCCGGGAUCCGACCGGCCCGACCCGGCCCCUGUCCGGUGCGCCGCGGUCCCGCCCGCCCGUCCGGCCCCUCCCGAGGGAGCGGUGCCGCCGGCCGAGAGCACAGGCCCGGCCAUGACCGACUUCAAAUUGGGCAUCGUGCGGCUCGGCCGGGUGGCCGGAAAGACCAAGUACACACUGAUAGACGAGCAGGACAUCCCACUGGUGGAGGGCUACUCCUUUGAGGCCCGAAUGGAAGUUGACGCUGAUGGAAAUGGUGCUAAGAUAUUUGCAUAUGCCUUUGACAAAAACCGGGGAAGGGGUUCUGGAAGGCUUCUGCAUGAGCUGCUCUGGGAGCGGCACCGGGGUGGCAUCGCACCUGGAUUCCAAGUGGUGCAUCUUAAUGCUGUGACUGUGGACAAUCGCCUGGACAACCUACAGCUGGUGCCUUGGGGCUGGCGACCCAAAGCUGAAGAGACUUCUAGCAAACAAAGGGAGCAAAGCUUAUAUUGGCUUGCGAUUCAGCAGCUCCCCACAGACCCCAUAGAAGAACAGUUUCCUGUCCUGAAUGUUACACGCUACUACAACGCCAAUGGGGAUGUGGUGGUGGAGGAGGAGAAUUCCUGCACCUAUUAUGAGUGUCACUACCCACCUUGCACCCUGAUUGAGAAGCAGCUCCGGGAGUUCAACAUCUGUGGGCGCUGCCAGGUAGCCCGGUACUGUGGCUCCCAGUGCCAGCAGAAGGACUGGCCUGCCCACAAGAGACACUGUCGGGAGAGGAAGCGUCCUUUCCUGCAAGAACUUGAGCCUGAACGAUGACUGGGCCACAGCCCCCAAGUUGCUGGAGCUUCUGGGCUCUUCCUCAAGAACAGCAGAGAAAGACUGAUUUGUUGAGCCUGGAGGUGCUGAAGAAGUCUGUGACGUACCCUAAGCAGCCACCAGGGGACUCCCUGGUCAUUGGCAUUUUGUAGGGGACAGUGUGCCCCUCCAGUGUUAAUCUCAAGCAGAGAUAGUGGGGAGACUCCCACCAGGACGUUUCUCAUUAUUUAUAUGUUAAUAUGUUUGUAAACUCAUGUACAGUUUUUUUUUGGGGGGGAGGCAGUGGGUGGACUAGAGGUUACAAAUAGAAGCAUUUGCUGUAACCCUCGGAGGGCAGUUGGCCACACAUCUAAGAAAACAUUGCAAAAUCAUCUGGGCCUACACAAGCCCAAGAGUGUUCCUCAAGGGAAUUUAAUUCACACGGGCAAAGUAAAAGGAUGGAACCAUC
Erinaceus europaeus (western European hedgehog) is the source of this 1366-nucleotide messenger RNA. RefSeq names its product zinc finger MYND-type containing 19 (gene ZMYND19). The record is from RefSeq and is a predicted model, not a curated record. NCBI's taxonomy places the organism in Eukaryota, Metazoa, Chordata, Mammalia, Eulipotyphla, Erinaceidae. The transcript has 6 exons. Bases 235 to 918 code for a protein of 227 amino acids.